This is a messenger RNA of Rotaria sp. Silwood2, 1389 nucleotides long. Lineage: Eukaryota; Metazoa; Rotifera; Eurotatoria; Philodinida; Philodinidae. The record is from the annotation of a GenBank genome assembly.
AUGGUCUAUCGUGAUCGUCAAGGUUUAUCACCAACGACUGAUCCAAUUCAAAUAUCAAAUAAUCGUGAUCGUUAUUUAGAUAAUUGUUUUUUAUUAUGUAUUAAUCGUAAUGAUGAUACAGACAUACCUGAGAUUCAUCGAUUAGAAAAUAAUAAUCUUAUACGAGAAUUAUGUAAUAAAAAUCCAUUAAAUCAAAUUAAAUCACAACAACAAAAAUCAAAACUUUAUAUACAAAAUCAACGUGGACCAAAAAUUGAAAAUUAUGAUUAUGAAAAUGAUAAUGAUGAUGAUGAUGAUGAUGACGAUGAUGAUAAUAUAAUAAGAUUAUCAAAACAACAAAAAGAUCGUGAUAAUAUUUAUCGACGAAAACAAAAUCCAUAUGAUCGAGAUUCUCAAUUCAUAACAAAUCGCUCAAAAUAUCAACGAGAUAAUACAAUUGAUAAUUACUAUACUAAUGAUCAAUAUUCACGAUCAGCUAAAUAUAAUUAUCAUCGUAAUGAUUAUAAUAUCAUGCAACAUAGUGAUGAUGAAUUAUCUGUAUAUGAAGUAUAUGUACCAACAAAUACAUUAAAUCGUUUAGGAGAUAAACGAAUAAAUAAUAAUAUGGUUUUAAUUGAUUAUGAAGAUGUAUCAAUGUUGCGUGACAUUCGACAACCAACAUCACCUUAUGGAUAUCCGCAACAAAAUAUAACUUCACAAUAUAAUAACUACGUACCUUUAAAUCAAUAUAAUGAAUAUGAUUCACAAUAUCCAUAUGAUUUAUCAUCAGAUUUAACAAGAAUUCGUGUUGGUCAACAACAAUUUUAUCAAAAUAAUCCAUUACAACAACAGCAACAACAACAGCAACAGCAACAGCAGCAACCACGAUUAGACUCACCACAAUCUGGUCCAUUUUUACCGACAAAUAUUUCAAUUGAUCAGUCAAAUGCAAUUAAUAUUCGUCGUCAUAUUUAUUCACCAUCUCAACUUCCACAAGGCCUUACUGAAGGACAACUUGUUAUGUUAUUACAAAAAGGUAGUCAAUAUCAACAAAUUAAAUCUGGACCAACAGGACAACAAACACAACUUUCUCCUAUUCAAAAAGAAGCACAACCAUCAUCAACAACAGCAGCAGCAGUCGCUCCUCAAGCUACCGUAGUACCAAGCACUCCUUUGGAAGCUUUAAAAAGUCCUUCAUAUGUUCUAUCAUCACAAAUAAAAAUGUCUCAAGUACCACCACAAAUAGUUGAUCAUCCGUUAACAAAUGAUGAUAAAAUUUCUAUCGUAGAUGAAAUAACUAAACCAAUGAGUACAUUAAAUACAAGAAAUUCAAUAAAACCAUCAAAAGAUAUUGUUGAAUCAAAAGAAGACAAUAAAGAAAAGAAAAAAGAUAGAAUAAAUGAUGAGUAA